This is a messenger RNA of Actinia tenebrosa (Australian red waratah sea anemone), 13494 nucleotides long. RefSeq names its product cytoplasmic dynein 2 heavy chain 1. Gene Ontology annotation, biological process: microtubule-based movement. Gene Ontology annotation, cellular component: axonemal dynein complex. The record is from RefSeq and is a predicted model, not a curated record. Gene Ontology annotation, molecular function: ATP binding; dynein light intermediate chain binding; dynein intermediate chain binding. NCBI's taxonomy places the organism in Eukaryota, Metazoa, Cnidaria, Anthozoa, Actiniaria, Actiniidae.
AUGCUCGUAACCAUCACAGGCACCGCGUGAUGCUAUUUUUAGAAACACAUUUGCCAUAGUUUUAUUUGCAAAAGCUGGAUUGAAUUUGUCUGUCUGUCCAAGAGUUAUCCAUGAUGCUUUUCACAUUCAAUUUUCCCAGAAUUCCUUACGCACCUUGAAGGUUUGAUAACAAAAAUACAAUAACAGGCGCCAAAGGAUAGGUAUUUUACAGCAUUUCUUCAAAAUAAUAUAUUAUCAUAAAGGAGAGUCAUAAUAUAAGGAUAACCCCUGGUAUAUCUUUCAUACACGAUGUGCCAAUUUUUUUAAAAAUUGAGCCAGUUUUCAGAAUGCCGUCCGGCGACUCGAGGAAGGACUUUAUUUUACAAACAACURCAAAUUAUUUCGGUAUUGCUGCCUCCGACGCCGCUCUAGAGAAGAUAUUUGACUCCAAGGAAAUAAAUGCCUUCUUAGACGAUGGAAACAGCCCUGUUCUAGCUGCUAGAUACGAUACACAUCAAGGAAAGAAGUCUAUCGAAGUAUUCAAUCAUGUUGAACCGAGUGAUUCAGCCGAGAAAGUCCUCGUAUUCUUCAAACUUCAACCAGAAGUCAUAACACCAGACACAGUUCACCAGAAUGUUUUCGUUUCUUCCAUGCUUGACUCCCCAAUUAAUACUCUAUACCACUCAGUCCAGAAGAUUUUUGCACCUUUACUUUUGAAAGACGAAAAAUGGAGUCAAAAUUUUGACCCGAAGUUGCAGAGUUUGUUGAGUGAGCUCGAGGCAGGGUUGGGUAGUGUGGUCAGGAAACAGGAUAAAAACGUGCCCAAAUCUAGUCAAAGUGGUGACCAAGAUAGCCUAGGAGGAAUACUAACACCACAAGAUGAGAUUCAAUACUGGGCUGAUGCUUCUAUAUCGGGGUAUGAUUUGUCAGAACGAGAGCGAGCAGCGUUUUUUCAAGAAUGUUUUCAGAAAGGUAAUGUUUCCCAGGACUUUUCCAAUCUUAAUGGACUGGACCUGGACGAGGUUUUGGAGCUUAUAGAAUCAACACAAGAUGCAUUGGAUGAGAUAUGGAAGCAAGAAGACCACAAACCUUWUCCAGAAUCCAGAAUGAAGCAUUUACUGGAGGUUAUUGCUGGUGCAUUGGGUCGCUAYGUUCAACACAAACUUGGCACCCUUGAUAUUUGGCAGGGCUCUUUCCAGCAUGUCAAGGAUGCUAUGAAAAAAGGUGUAUCUGUAGGGGAGAGGUGGGUUUCUACUUGUGAGACACUGACAGYGCAGUACUGGAAGCGAUUCCCUUCUCACCCAUGGAGAGAUGAAAAGUUUGUGCCAGAACGCCUUUCCUUAUUGGCAGUGAGACUUGAAGAGGUUCUGACAUUGAGGACUGUCCAUGAGCAACUAGUACGCUUACUAUCCCAGGCUGAAAGGCAACAACUUCGCACAUCUGAUGCUUUCAAGCCAUUUACUGGACUUAACCCCCUGCAUCAGAACCCUUAUACUGAACCAUUAUGGAGGGCAGCAGUAGGGCAGUAUGAGAGAGGCAUGGGACCUGCUGAACAGAAAAUUGCUGGUAAACUAAGACAACAAUUCCGAGACUUAUCGGCACAAUCUCAUCAGUUGUUAAGAGAGUUUCAGAGGUACAAAGAAUUGGUGAAGAGGCCAAGCAUAAGCAAAGAAUUAGCCCCAGAAAGGGAAACAUUACUUGGCCAGCUGACAGUAUAUGUUAAAGGAAUCAGAGAUGAUUAUGUGUCUAAAACACAGCAGUCAUAUUCUGGUAGCAAGGAAGGUGGUCCACCAAAAGGGAAGAACAUGCCUGAGAUUGUCAACAAUAUUGUGUGGGUUAGACAGUUAGAAGCUAAGGUAAAGGACACUCUUAGCACUGCAGAAAACUUGCUGGGUGAUCUGUCUGGUUUUCGUGGGUUUAGAAGAGAAGCUGUUGAUCUUCUAGAAGAACUGGAAACAUACACUAGAGACCAGUUUGAGAGCUGGUCAUCUGAGAUGUUAUCACUCAUAGAUGACCCAAAAGAACCUCUCAGUUUGCAAACAAGUGGUCGUCUCAUGGAGUUGGGUCACAAAGAUGGUAAACUGAGGGUUCAUUAUGGUGAUAGACUAGUUACCCUAAUGCGUGAAGUUAGACAGCUCAGUGCUUUGGGUUUUGUAGUUCCGGCUAAGAUUCAACACACCUCUAACAUUGCCAGCAAGUUCUACAGACAUGGGAUGGUUUUGAAACAGGUUGCACAUUUUUACAACACUAUUGACCAGCAGAUGAUUCCAAGCCAACAGUCCAUGAUGUUAGAUUCUGCUCUGGCAUUUGAAAAGCUCAUCAAGAACCCUAAACAAGGCUCAAAAGAUUCCUCAGGGAAGGUUCAGGUCACUUGGGACAACCCCUCUGAGUUAGAGGCCUAUAUUGACAAACUCCAAGCUGCGGCAGACCGCUUGACAUCAGAAAACAGAAGGCUAAGAAAAUGUCAUUACAAUAUAAGUGAUAAGGUAGUGCAGUUGAUGAGUAUUGACCUGUUAAGGCAACAGCCACGCUGGAAGGAAUACCUGGUUGAGUUCCGUGAUAUUAUGGCAUCUCUUGUGCAACAUGGAUUUAAGGCAGGCAACAUGAUGACAUGGAAGAUACAUUGGGAUCGACAGCUGUACAAAGCAUUGGAACAUCAGUAUCAAAUGGGAUUAGAAGCACUGAAUGAAAAUCUUCCAGAAAUAAAAGUAGAACUUGUAUUUAGACAACAAAAGCUUCAGUUCCGUCCCCCACUAGAAGAGAUUCGUGCCAAGUACUACCGUGAAAUGCGUAAAUUCAUCUCGACCCCCCAUCACUUCCGUGGUGUUGGCGAAGACACAUCAGUCUUUCCCUUGAUGAUCAAUCACAAUGCUUCUGGCUUCAACACGGUCUACUCUAAAGCUGAAGAUCUCUUCCAAAGACUAGUAGCAGUACAAGACCAAUUUCAAGAUUGGGUGGUGCUUGGUACAAUAGACUUGGAACAGCUGGUUGAAAAGAAUCUACACGUUGUACCUGACUGGGAGAGGAACUUUAGAGCUUUGAAGGCCAGGGGCAGAGAAGCAGAAAAACUACCAAUGACAGUGAAGGUGGAUUGCAUUACUGUGUCUACAUCACCGGUCAAGUCAACCAUUGAUGAUCACAUUCAGCAGUUAUUUGACGCACUACUCAACUCACUGCGUCGCUCUAUCAUCAAUGAUGUUCAAACCAUCGACACGUUCCUUACAUCUGGUAUGGAAUCCCUGUCCACAAGGCCACAGACUGUGGAAGAGAUCGGUGAAGCUAAUCUGAAACAUUCUGAAUUGUCGCAGCAGAAACCCCAGAUUCAACCUCUGUUUGAGAAAGUAGAAUCCAAGCACAAGUUACUUAGGUCUGUGGCUGGUGGAGGCGUGGAGCAAAUAGGCCCACUACAGGCAAGAUGGGACAAGUUUGAGUUGAUGAUGGAGAGCCAUGAACUAAUGGUCAAGGAGCAGGUUGAAGUGAUGAAGAGCAACGUAGAGUCCCGAGUGCAGGCCUUCCAGCAGGAACUAGAAAAGUUCAGUGCCAGGUGGCAUCAACUAAAACCAAAAGACAUGGAUAUCGAUAGUGAUGCACAUGCAUGUAAGGCUGCAGUCAGCUCUGUUAAAGACAGAAAAUCUGAGUUUGUUGAAUUAGAGGAGACAAUGAACAAACUGAUUUUCGACUGCAGUCAUUUUGGUGUCCCUGAGCCCAGUUUUCCAGUAGCAGAAGAGUUAAAGCAGGAUAUUGCUGUGAAUGAGGCAAUGUGGCAGAUAUAUGAAGAUUUCAGUAACGGCCUUGAAGAACUUGCUAAGGAGGACUGGAUUUCAUUUAGGUCCCGUGCCUUCCAGUUUGACGAAUUCCUAACAGUUUGGUCUGAAACACUACGAACGAAAGAACCUACAGUAAUGACAGUACGCUUGCAGAAAGAUGUGGAAAAGUACAAGAACGUGGUUCCACUUUUAAAGUAUGUUCGUGGCGAAGCACUAUCCCAGGAUCAUUGGUUGGAACUCUUCAGGCUUCUCAAGAUGCCAAAAGGUACCACCCUAGAGAAGUUGACGUUUGGAAAUGUGCUGGAGGCCGCUGACCUUAUUGUGACGCAUGCUGAAGCACUCAAGGAGUUAAAUAGCCGUGCUCAAGGUGAAGUGUCGAUCCGUGAGGCGUUACGUGAGCUAGAGUUAUGGGGAGCUGGGGCUGUCUUUGCUUUGACGUCCUACGUUGAUUCAUCAGAGAAAGAACUCUCUAUUAUCAAGGAUUGGAAGGACUUAGUUAACCAAGUGGGUGACAAUCAGUGUCUGCUACAGUCCCUCAAAGACUCACCCUACUACAAAGGAUUCGAAGACAAGGCGUCCAUCUGGGAGACCCGUUUGGCAGAUCUUGAUGAAUAUCUGCACAACCUCAAUCAGAUACAGAGGAAAUGGGUGUACUUGGAACCUAUAUUUGGGCGAGGCGCUCUACCUCGCGAACAGGGACGAUUCCAGAGGGUGAAUGACGAUUUCAGGUCAAUAAUGGCAGACAUCGUCAAUGACAACCGUGUUGUAUCAUUGGUUGGUCGUUCAGGCAUCAGGAACGUCCUGGUUACUUUGCUAGAUCAGUUACAGCGUUGUCAAAAAUCACUCAAUGAGUUCUUGGAGGAAAAAAGAUCCAUGUUUCCACGGUUCUAUUUCAUUGGUGAUGAUGAUUUACUAGAAAUCCUCGGCCAGGCCACCAACCCAACAGUCAUCCAGUCUCACCUCAAGAAGUUGUUUGCUGGUAUACAUAAUGUAACCUUUGAUGAAGGCAACAAGGUCAUCAUAGCUAUGAUGUCUAUUGAAGGUGAACUUGUACCUUUGAAGAGGCCUGUUACUAUCACUCCUGAAGUAGAGGUGUGGCUAGAUCUCUUGGCAAAGGAGAUGAAAGACACGCUAAGCGAAUUGCUUGAGGAAUGUCUUCAGAUUGGUAAGAAAGGAGGUAGUGCUGGAGUCAAUCCUGCCGACUUCCCUUCACAGAUUCUAUGCCUGGCCGAACAGAUCCAGUUCACAGAACGAUGUGAAGCAGCAAUCAAAAGCAACAGCCUCCAAGAGUUCCAGAUCGAAAUGGAAUCUCAACUGGAGUCAUACACGAGUGCAGAGAUUGGAUCGGGUGACGCAGGGGACACUAAGGCUCAUGUCUUAGAGCUAAAGCUAAAGGCGCUGAUAUUAGACGCUAUACAUGCUAUUGAUGUAGUGCAACAGCUGAUCAAGAGCUCGGUCAAGACACUGGAUGACUGGGUGUGGCAGAAACAACUACGAUUUUACAUGCAUAAACGAUCAUGCCUCAUUCGUAUGUGUGAUGCUGAGUUUCACUACACUUACGAGUACCAGGGCAACGCACCUAAGCUAGUGCACACCCCCCUGACUGAUAAGUGUUACCUUACUCUUACACAAGGAAUGCACAUGGGUCUGGGGGGGAACCCUUAUGGUCCUGCAGGUACUGGUAAAACAGAAUCAGUUAAAGCUCUUGGAGGUCUGUUUGGGAGACAGGUUCUUGUGUUUAACUGCGACGAGGGUAUUGAUGUCAAAUCUAUGGGUCGUAUAUUCAUCGGCUUGGUCAAGUGUGGUGCCUGGGGCUGCUUCGAUGAGUUCAAUCGUCUAGAGGAAGCAGUCCUGUCAGCCGUCUCUAUGCAGAUACAAACCAUUCAAGCUGCACUUAAAUCCAAACUCGAAAGUACUGAGCUUCUAGGAASAACGGUUGACAUCGACUUCAAUUCUGGUAUCUUUAUCACCCUCAACCCGGCAGGAAAGGGUUAUGGUGGCCGUCAAAAGCUGCCCGAUAAUUUAAAGCAGUUGUUUCGACCCGUUGCCAUGUCUCGUCCUGAUAAUGAGCUCAUCGCUGAAGUCAUUAUGUUCUCUGAGGGAUUUAAAGAAGCCAAGAGUCUUGGUAGAAAACUAGUGGCAAUUUUCAACUUGUCAAAGGAGCUUCUUUCACGUCAGCAACACUAUGACUGGGGUCUGCGUGCUUUGAAGACUGUGUUACGAGGCUGUGGUAAUCUAUUACAAGCACAGAAACAGGCCGGCAAUAAAGUGGAUAUUACCGUUGAGACCAGUGUCGUAGUACAAGCACUUCGGGUAAAUACCCUCUCUAAGCUCACUUUUGCCGACUCCAAGAGAUUUGAUGCCUUGGUACUCGACGUCUUCCCAGGGGUAGACGUCAAGGGUGUGGAAUAUGAACAGCUAGCAGAAGCACUAAGAGCUGCCGCUCAAGAGAGUAAUUUGGUUGUCAUGGAAGCACAAGUCAAGAAAGCCCUUGAACUGUAUGAGCAGUUAAAACAACGGAUGGGCGUGGUUAUUAUUGGACCUUCAGGGUCUGGUAAGAGUACCAUCUGGAAGAUCUUAAGGAUUGCACUUGGAAAGAUUGGACAGACGGUCAAGCAAUACACAAUGAAUCCUAAAGCCAUGCCCAGGACACAGCUGCUUGGUCAAAUUGACAUGGACACUCGAGAAUGGUCUGACGGAGUUCUAACCAAUGCAGCCAGGCAAGUAGUUCGGGAACCAAUCGAUAUCCAGUCGUGGAUAAUCUGUGAUGGCGACAUCGAUCCCGAGUGGAUAGAAUCUCUCAACUCGGUCCUGGAUGAUAACAGACUCCUUACCAUGCCCUCCGGGGAGCGUAUUCAGUUUGGGCCAAACGUGAACUUCUUGUUUGAGUCUCAUGAUUUAAGCUGUGCAUCUCCUGCUACUAUAUCUAGGAUGGGAAUGAUCUUCUUGAGUGAGGAGGACACAGACAUCAAGGCACUGGUCAGGUCCUGGCUUCAAAACCAAUCUGAAGAAGUAAGGCGUGUCCUGGAGCCGUGGUUAGAAGAUUACUUCUACAAGGCUCUAGACUGGGUGUAUAAGCAGAACGACCUGGUGGUAGAGACAACGAGGGUUGGUUUGGUGAUGAAUGGGUUAUCUCACAUGCAUGGUGUACGAGUCAAGCAACAGUUCGUUUGUAGUCUUAUUAGAGGACUAGGUGCUAAUCUGUCAGCCAAUAGUCAGACCUCCUUUGCUAAAGAAGUUUUCCACUGGACACACGAGAUGCCACCAGACUCCAAACGACCUCUAGAUACCUACUACGACCCAGACAAAGGGCGGUUGAUGUCUUAUGAACUGGAGGUACCUGAUUCCCUGUCUGUGGAAGACUUGACAGGUCAGAACAGUAGUCCUGUCAUCAGGACGGCUGAUAUCAAGCGAGGUCUGGACCUGUUUUCUCCAUGGCUGCAGAAUGAUAAUCGACAGUCUUUCCUUCUCGUGGGACCUGAGGGAUGCGGCAAAGAGUUACUACUGCGAUCUUGUUUCGAGCAGCUCCGUUCAACCCAGGUGGCUGUCAUCCACUGUAGUGCUCAGUCCUCCCCCAAACACGUCUUGCAGAAGCUUCAACAAAUGUGUAUGGUCAUUAGCACCAAUACUGGUCGUGUCUAUAGACCUAAAGACUGUGAACGAUUAGUACUCUACCUUAAAGACCUCAAUCUACCCAAACCUGAUAAGUGGGGAACAAGUCAGUUGAUAGCUUUCUUGCAACAGGUGAUAACCUAUAAGGGUUUCUAUGAUGAUAAUCUAGAGUGGGUAGGACUAGAGGGUGUUCAAGUAGUUGCUUCCAUGAGUGCUGGUACAGGAAUGGGAAGACACAUUAUCACUACAAGAUUUACAUCGAUCGUUCGAGUCUGCGCUAUUGGGUAUCCCGAUCGUAACCAGCUGCAGGCCAUAUACGGUGCUUACUUGUAUCCAGUACUGAACAAAACAUUAAGCUCUCAUCCUGUGUGGGGAUCUAUCAGGAACAUCCAGACUUUAGCUGGUACCAUGGUAUCUGUAUAUGAACAGACUCGCGCCAAGUUCACCGUGGACGACUACUCGCACUAUCUAUUCACCCCACGUGACUUAACUCUGUGGGUCCUAGGCCUACUCCGGUAUGAGGUAGGCGUAGAAGACACCUCAGCUAAUCAGCUGCUAGAGGUUUGUGCCUAUGAAGCCAGGCGCUUGUUCCGAGACAGACUGGUUGGUAAAAAGGGACUGGACAAAUUUGAUAGCAUACUGGCUUCUCAACUACGCUCUGAUUGGUCAGUAUCGUUUGAUCGAUUAGAAUCAACAUACUUCGUUACCUGGGGUGCACAUGUGACUCUUCCUCCCAGUGGAGAACCCGGCAAGGCUGAAGGGAGCGUUUCUACUAUUGGGGGUCCUUUGCCUUCUUAUGGAAGAAAACUGGGUAAACUGGAACCAAACGAUUUCAAGCAAGUCAUAGCUAAAGGAAUCAAGACUUACGCUCGAGAAAACCGUGAACUAGAGAUCCUGAUGUUUAAAGAAGUCCUGGACAACAUUGCCCGUGUUGAUCGUACACUAACGUUACCCGGAGGCUCACUACUAUUGGCUGGACGAAGUGGCGUGGGACGAAGGACAGCGGUAACACUAGUAACGCACAUGCAUAACAUUGAAGUGGUCACUCCUAAAGUCUCGCGCUCCUAUGGACUUAAACAGUUUAAGAACGACCUUAAGUUGGUGAUGCAGAAAGCAGGUAUAGAAGGAGAACAGAUGGCCCUGAUACUGGAAGAUCACCACCUGGUAGACCCUGCCAUGCUGGAACUAAUCAACAGUCUACUCAGUGCUGGUGAAAUCCCUGGCCUCUACACCCCUGAAGAAAUAGAGCCCCUCCUCUCCCCCCUCAGGGAUCAAGCAUCCCAGGAUGGUUUCCGUGGUAACUUAAUAUCUUACUUCGCCUCCCGCGUGUGUGUCAACCUACAUAUUGUAUUGAUCAUGGAUUCUUCAUCGCCCAGUUUCAAGGCUCAUUGUGAGUCUAAUCCUGCCUUCUACAAGACGUGCGCCUUCCAGUGGAUGGAGAGAUGGAGUCAAGAAAGUAUGCUGCAAAUUCCCCGCAUGCUGCUGGCUAGCGAAGGAGUAUCCACUAGUGGCGACGAACAAGCCAAGGGAGGCAAAGGAAGCAAGUUCAAGGGUGAAGACUUGGUCAAGAGUUUCCUGUCCAUCCAUGAGAUGUGCAGCGAAAAGGAUGCUGCGCCUCGUCGGUAUAUGACUUUCCUCAAUAACUACAAAGCUAUCUUUAAUGGCAAACGAGACGGUGUAGUUAAACGACAACAGCAUUUACAGGCCGGUGUAGCUAAAUUGACAGAUGCCAAAAACCUGGUGGCAGACCUGACUCAAAAGGCUGCUGAACAAAGCGUCAAACUGGCAGAGAAACAAGAAGAAGCUGAUACAGCACUGAGAGAAAUCACCGCCAGCAUGCAGCGAGCAAGCGAAUCCAAGAGCGAAAUGGAAACGUUGAAGCAAAAGCAAGGAGAAGAGUCGCUCAAACUCGAGAAAAGAAAGAAAGCCAUCGAAAUAGAACUGUCAGAAAUCGAGCCGCUUAUACAAGAAGCCAAGGACGCCGUGGGCAACAUCAAACCAGAAUCCCUGUCGGAGAUACGCUCACUGCGCAUGCCUCCAGAUGUUAUCCGGGAUAUUCUUGAAGGUGUGCUAAGACUCAUGGGUAUUUUUGAUACAUCUUGGGUCAGCAUGAAAAGUUUCUUAGCCAAGCGCGGAGUGAAAGAGGAAAUCUGUUCAUUUGAUGCUCGCAAGAUAACACCAGAAAUAAGAGCAAGCGUAGAAGAACUGCUCACAAAGAAUGCCAACUCCUUCGACCCCAAGCUUGCUAAACGAGCCAGCUCAGCUGCAGCACCACUUGCAGCAUGGGUCAAAGCUAAUGUCAAGUUUUCAAUAGUACUGGAGAAGAUUGAACCCCUUGAGACCGAACAGUCUCAGCUCCAGAGAAAUCUCGAGAAGUCUCAACAAAGACUAGAAAAACUCGGACGAGCUCUUGAUAAAGUUGAUCGUGAAGUAGCAGAAAUGAGAAAAAGGUUUGAGCUACGAACACAAGAAGCUACCCAGCUUAAGAUGGAUCUUGACAAAGCUAAUGAAACUAUCGCUGCUGCCGGAGCACUUGUUAAUAAACUGGAUGGCGAGUUUAAUAGAUGGACGGGACAGGUUCACGAGUUGACUUCAGAGCUUGAACAGCUUCCACGAAGAGCUCAACUUGCAGCUGGAUUUGUGACUUAUCUGAGUAGUGCACCAGAAGACAUUCGGCGUGACACUAUGAUCAAGUGGUGUGAGAACAUAGGACUUGAUGGCUUUGACUUCAGGCGAUUCAUGAGCACUGAAAGUGAACAGUUGGGAUGGAAGUCCGAGGGUCUACCGUCCGAUGACUUAUCGAUUGAAAAUGCGUUGGUCAUUAUGAAGAGCGCAUUGCGACCGUUUUUGGUAGAUCCAUCAUCACGAGCUACAGACUGGCUGAAGACCAACCUGAAAGAUCAACGACUUGAGGUCAUAAACCAACAGGAUUCUAACUUCUCUACCGGGUUGGAAUUGGCUGUGCGAUUUGGCAAGACUCUUCUUAUCCAAGAGAUGGAUGGUAUUGAUCCUGUAUUGUAUCCCAUCCUACGGGGAGAUCUUAUCAGUCAAGGUCCACGGUUUGUUGUUCAAAUCGGAGAGAAAGUGAUUGACUACAAUGAAGAUUUCAACCUUUUCAUGGCCACAAGGAAUCCCAACCCUGACCUUCCUCCUGACGCACAUGCUAUUGUAUCCGAGGUGAACUUUACUACAACAAGAGCAGGCCUCACAGGACAGUUGCUUGGUAUCACCAUCCAACACGAGAAACCUCAACUUGAAAUCAAGAAGACUGAACUACUGAGGAAAGAAGAAGAACUGAAAAUACAACUGGCAGAACUAGAGGAGUCCUUGCUUGAGACCCUUGCCAGUGCAGAAGGGAACAUCCUGGAGAACAAGAACCUCCUUGAUUCAUUGAACAAGACCAAGGCUAGUAGUAUGACGAUUGCUGAGUCAUUACAAGAUGCACAUCGUGUACAGACCACCCUAGACCAGGAAAGAGACGCCUAUUUACCACUUGCCAAGACUGGAAGCACCAUGUUCUUUAUUAUCAGUGAUCUUGCCAAGCUUAACAACAUGUAUCGAUUUAGCUUGAGCUCAUUCCUGCGACUUGUGGAACGAUCUCUCGAGACAAGGAAGGAUUCUAGUAACACUGAGUUCCGUAUCAAAGCCUUAACCAGCUCGCUACAGUCUUUAGUCUACGAGUAUGUCUGCAGAUCUCUAUUCAAGGCUGAUCGUCUGAUGUUUGCUCUUCAUUUGGUUCAUGGUACCCAUCGUGACAUGUUUGAAAACAAGGAAUGGGAGUUCUUCUGUGGAAUGGUUGUUUCCGACAUGUUCAAACGACAGGAAUCGAUGAAGAACCUGCGAGAAUCGCUACCACAUUGGAUCGAAUCAGACCGGGCAGGACCCGUCAGCUCGUUCAAAAACACCUUCCCCAGUGUCUACGCCAACCUGCAGUUAGAAAAUUCAGACUUGUGGACUUCGUUUGCUCGUAGUUCUCAGUGUGAGCAAGAAUUCCCACCUCAGGUCGCCAAGAAGAUCAGUUUAUUCCAACAAGUUCUUGUUGUACAAGCUCUUCGUCCUGACAGGCUUCAAAGUGCAAUGAUUAUGUUCGCUUCAAAGGCUCUAGGUAUAAAGGAGUUAUCACCUCCUGCUCUGAAUCUAAAGCGUCUUGUCAAGGACACUGUACCUGGUGAACCCAUCCUCAUCGUCAUCUCACCUGGUGCUGACCCGUCUCAGGAAUUGCAAGAAUUAGCAAGUGAGGUGGUGGGCAUUGAUAAAUAUCACCAGGUUGCCAUGGGUCAAGGACAAGCAGACAUCGCGCUGCAGCUGUUACAUGACUGUGCAAGAAACGGUGAAUGGUUAUGUCUGAAGAAUUUACAUCUGGUCACAUCUUGGUUACCAACACUUGAAAAGGAGCUCAACUCCCUUGAACCUCAUGAGAGUUUCCGUUUAUGGUUGACAGCGGAGAGUCACCCUAAGUUUCCUACUAUUUUAUUGCAAUCAAGUCUGAAAGUCACGUAUGAGGCUCCUCCAGGCACCAAGAAGAAUCUUCAGCGUACCUACGACUCCUGGGCACCAGAAUACAUCAACAGAGGCAACUCUUCCAUUCGUGCCCAGGCUCUCUUCGUGCUCGCUUGGUUCCAUGCCAUCGUACAAGAAAGAAGAAACUACAUACCACAGGGAUGGACCAAGUUCUACGAGUUUUCUUUCGGAGAUCUGCGUGCUGGUGCUGAUAUCAUCGAUAGGUUGUGCACUACCGCAGGAACUGGUCCCGUGCGAUGGAAGUUUGUUCAUGGUCUGUUUGCUAAUGCUAUCUAUGGUGGUCGUGUUGAUAAUACUUUUGACCUCAAGGUGUUGGAAUCAUAUCUGCUUCAGUACUUUGACCAGACUGUAUUCCCAGGACAGGGUAGCAGCCGUUCACGACCAAAGAGAGUAAUACCAAACGUAUCUUUACCCACUUCAUGUCAUCACAAGGAUUAUGUUGAAAUUAUCAACUCUUUGCCUGAUGAUGAUAAACCUUCAUUCUUUGGUCUGCCUGCGAACAUCGAAAGAUCUUCCCAGAGGAUCAUCAGUUCUCAGGUGAUUGGACAGCUUAAAGUCCUGAUGAGGUCUGAUGUAAUUGCACACAAGUUUGAUAAAGAAAAAUGGUCAGUCGAAUUAUCUCCCAUCUUGAAUCUGUGGAAGAAACUAAACCAGGGCUCACAGCUAUUACAGACCAAGAUUUCUACACCUUCAGAGACUGGGUCCGAAUCCCCCGUGACGUCAUUCGUUCUUCUUGAACGCUAUAAUGCCAUAUCACUAGUUCAAACAGUACACGCGUCUCUUGCUGCACUAAGUAAGGUCAUUCGGGGUACACAGUUACUAAGUUCUGAGGUGGAGGCGUCAGCUGGUUCUCUGCUCAAACAGGAGGUUCCUCUAGAGUGGAGUAACAUCUGGGAAGGCCCAGUAGAUCCAGUACAUUGGUUGCGAUCUCUAGUCUCCAAGGCUCUUGCUUUAGGGUCUUGGGUAGAAAAGUGUGAAGCCAAGACAUUACUUAAGGAGGAGAUAGAUCUGUCGGAACUUUUCCAUCCAGAUACUUUCCUAAACGCUUUGCGACAACAGACUGCCAGGGCCAUGAAGACCUCCAUACAUAACUUGAAGCUGUGUGUGUCUUGGAAAGGAAGCAUUCAUGGAGCUAAAUAUCCCGUCAAGCUUGGUGGCUUGCAGCUGGAGGGAGCUUCCUUUGAUGGCAACUCGUUAGUAGAGAAUCAGCGUGAUUCACCCAGUGUGUCUUCCAUUCCAACAGCGACAGUAGCCUGGGUUGUCAAGGACACGCCUGAUCCGUAUCCCCAAAACGAAUGUAUCUCGGUACCUAUCUACUACAACUCGGAUCGAGACCAGAUCGUAUCUUGCUUCAACAUGCCUUGUGGAGCCAAUCAAAGCCAAUGGGUUCAGUGUGGAGCUGCUCUCUUCCUAAAAAGCCAGUAAUCCAUAUCAUCACUAGACAAGAUAGAUAUAUAGACAUGCAUGUGAUUACAUUUGGGGUAGCACGCAUCGCAUAAACCCAAACAAUAAUCCUUUUGGUCUUUAAAGUAGUGUUUCAUUGAGUGCAAGUUUAUUGUUCAACAUGGAUCAUAAAUAUUAUAUAUAUAAAAGAAACAAGUGAUAGCUAAAGAGA